Molecule: messenger RNA, 1247 nt
Organism: Drosophila erecta
Lineage: Eukaryota; Metazoa; Arthropoda; Insecta; Diptera; Drosophilidae
Product: serine protease snake
Exons: 3
Coding region: 85-1164 (359 amino acids)
Biological process (GO): proteolysis
Molecular function (GO): serine-type endopeptidase activity
Source: RefSeq, a predicted model, not a curated record
CUUAAAGCUUUUAGAAGAUCACCUGUGGUAGUUGAUCUUGCCAACCUCGAGCGGCGUUCUCAGUUGUGAUCGCAGAGCAGUGCGAUGAAUGCGCUUCCCGGAAUCCAGUGCCUGUGGCUGAUUGCUUCAGUCAGCGUGGUGGUGGCCGAGUACUGCGACAAUGGGACGGGCGAGUGCAAGGAGCUGACUCCCUCCGACUGCCCAGUAAUAUUCUACAACCAGCACCUGAUUGGAGCCGAAGUCAAGUACUGCGACGAGUUCAACGACAUUGUCUGCUGCCCCAUACCGCUGGAUCAUCAGAAUCUGAAGCCUGUCGAACAGAUGAGGCCUUUUGAAAAGCAGUGCAAGCAGUACAACGUGGUCAGAUCCGCCUGCCAGUCCACGCCCUUCAUUGUGGGCGGCACAAAGGCAUCCGGUAAAGAGUUCCCCUUCAUGGCCCUAAUCGGUACUCAUCGGCCCAACAAGUCCGACAUUAGUUGGGAUUGUGGAGGAUCGGUGGUGCAUCCCAAAUUCAUACUGACAGCGGCCCAUUGCCUGGAGACGGACGAAUCGAAGGCCGAACGCCUGGACCCCAAUUUUGAUUCGCCCAAAUUUGUAGUUCGUCUGGGGGAGUUGGACUACAACAGCACCACCGAUGAUGCUCUGGUUCAGGACUUUCGGGUGGUCAACUAUGUGGUGCACCCUGGAUAUGAUACUGAAGACGAAGAGCAGGGCUUUAAGAACGAUAUUGCCCUGGUGGAGCUGGAUCGAGAGGCUGCGUUCAAUGACCAUGUGGCGGCGGUUUGCCUUCCGCCCGGCAGCGGCAACGAUGCUCAGCAGGUCACAGCCGCCGGCUGGGGAUUUACCGCGGACGGGGUGAAGUCCUCUCACCUGCUGAAGGUCAAUCUCCAGCGAUUCAGCAACGAGGUAUGCCAGAAACGCCUGCGCUUCAACAUCGAUACACGCACCCAGUUCUGUGCCGGCUCCAUGUCCACCCAAGCGGACACCUGCAACGGUGACUCCGGCGGCCCUAUAUUCGUGCAGCACCCGCUGUAUCCGUGCCUGAAGCAGGUGAUCGGCAUUGUCUCUUAUGGAUUGGUUUGUGGCUCCCAAGGACUGCCGAGUGUCUACACCAAGGUCCACCUCUACACCGACUGGAUCGAGAGCAUCGUGUGGGGCCAUUGAUUGCGAUGGCAUAGACUCCGAUCAGGAGUCGUAAUAAGCAAGAAAACAGGAAAUAGUUUAAAAAAUAUAAAUAUAUAUUAUAA